CUUUUCUACUGUCUCUGCUUCUGCCUAUCCCAAUCCCACGCCUUCUCCCUUGUUUUAUGCCCUGUUCCUUGUCCCACGCCUUGCUCUGAACCUGUCGCAGCUGGAGGAUCAGAGCAAGGCUGAGGCACGAGCAGGGGCGGAUGCUGGUGGUGAGGGGACGGGGGGUGAAGGAGGUGUGGGGGCGGUGCGAGCAGGGGAUGAGGGCGAGAGUGGGGGGAGAGAGAGGGACGAGGACGGGUGGGAGUGUCCAGGAGUAGACAAGGAGGGACGCCAUGGGGGGCCAGAUGGGCAGGGCAGCGGGGAUGGGGAUCGGGGAGGGCAUGGGGAAGUUGAUGGUGAGGGGGAUGAAGGGAGAGAUGGUGAGGAGGAUAGGGAUGGUGAUGAUUUCAGUGAUGCUGCUGCUGCUGCUGCUGAUGCUGAUGCUCGUGCCGGUGCUGGUGGGCCAGCACUGCCAUGCACAACCAUGGGGGUGGAUGAAGGAGUGGAAGAGCUGCAGGAUAGUGACUCCGAUGCGGAUGACGACGACGACGCCAUUCAACAUGCCUUCCCAUUGGUCGGUUCCUCUCGCUAUGCUCAUGCCGUGUCGGCACAUCCAUGGCGCCACUCAUCCCACCCACACAGCCUUGUGCACGGCACCUCGCCUGCACGUGGCAGCGGGCACGCAGCAUGUGUGGCGGUGGGGCGUGGCAGUGUGUAUUCACGUGGGACACCGUCGCACUUGCCUCGCGCCACAUCACCUCACUGCUCUGCACCACUCUCUGCCGUUGCGCUGGCUGGCUCCGCUGUUGAUGCUGCCAGUGAAAAUGCUGCUGAUGCGGUUGCUGCUGCCGCGGCUGCGAGUGGAGUGGCAGCGCUGGCGGAGGCAGCGAGGGCGAUGGUGAAGCAGGAGGCGCUGGAGGCAGUGGAAGCGCAAGGGACGCACGCUGUCACGCCCCUUCCUUCUCCUGCACAACCACUGCCCGACACAGCGGCUCGCGUGCGGAUGGGCCGAGAUGAACCAGAAGGGGCAUUGAGAGGCGGUGCGACAGCGGGUGCAGCAGCAGCUGGUGGUGGCGCUGACAUCGCAGCACGUGCAGCAGCAGGGGAGAGAGUGGGUAGGGAGGGUGCGCUCGAUGUGUCUUCUGGGGAGGCAUGGAGAGGCAGAGCUCCAUUGGAUGGGGCUGCGGCCAAUGGGGUGUCGAUUGUUGACGCCUUGUUGCGAGGGAAGCGCGGCGCAGAUGAGCAGCUGUUGCAGGAGAAAACCAAGCUGCUGAGAAGGUUCUGGAUGGAUUUGCAGGGGGGUCAGCAGGAGGGGGAAAAUAGUCAUCAUCAACAUCCACCGCAGCAUGCACAGGGGCAGCGUGAAGAGAGUGUGCCGUCCAGAGCGCAUGGAGGGGGCAGUGGCAAGCGAGUGGAUGUGGAUGUGGGUGUGGGUGUGGGGUGCACAGGCAGCGCUCCUGCGCAUCCGCGGAUGGGCUCACAUGGCGUGGGGCGAGAUGCUGCUGCCCACGACGCUGUGCACGCACACAGCAUCAGUGGUGCCCCGGGGUCUGGUGCUGUUGCCAUGCCGCAUGCCACCCCACCCGACCCUCAAGAGGUGGUGGUGCAAGCGGGGGAGGUGAGAGAGGAGCGAGCAUGUGGACCUCUGGCUGCUGAGCAGGGGAAGGGGGCCAGGGGAAGGGCAAGUGAGCUGUUUGGUGAUAUUCAAGGCCCACGCAUGCAGCCGCAACAAGCAUCGUGGCAGCAGGAGAAGGAUACUAGGUAUGGUGCGGCGCCUGAUGGCAGAACCCGGCAGGGCGGGGCGAUGCAGCUCGGGAGCUUCUCACUGCCGCCUGCUUCCAGCGCCCGUGCACUGGCCACUGAAUGCCCGACAGCCAACAACGCGUUUUUUGCGAGUGGAAGUGGCCCACAGCAGCACAGGGGGCUGCCCCAAACUGAUCUCAACAUCGGGUAA
This is a messenger RNA of Closterium sp. Naga37s-1, 1933 nucleotides long. The record is from the annotation of a GenBank genome assembly. NCBI's taxonomy places the organism in Eukaryota, Viridiplantae, Streptophyta, Zygnematophyceae, Desmidiales, Closteriaceae.